AGUUUCAGCGCUGGCUCUUCGUGCAUGGCAGAGAUGGCGACUGCGACUCGGCUGCUGGGGUGGCGUGUGGCGAGCUGGAGGCUGCGGCCGCCGCUUGCCGGCUUCGUUUCCCAGCGGGCCCACUCGCUUUUGCCCGUGGACGAUGCAAUCAAUGGGCUAAGCGAGGAGCAGAGGCAGGUGAGGAGACUGACCCCCUUCCUGGCCCCAAGGCCUCCUUCCUGCCUGGUCCCCAAGGCCUCCUUCCUGCCUGGUCCCCAUCGGCCCAGCGCCCACCCAGCCUUGGCUUUUGCCCGUGGGCCGUUGGGAGCGCCAGCGCGGGGGCGGGACGCGGGGCCUCCGACCUCGGGUCCAGUCCUCUGACCUCGGCCUCACGUCUGUGGAGUGAAGAUUUGAGACCGUGGGACAGUACUGCUGGAAGUAGAGAGGAGGAGUCGAGGCUGGGAGAGCUCCUGAGAGACUGAUGGUGUUUUGGUGGAGGAUUGGCCAGGCUACCUACCGCUUGUGGCACAAGGGCCCUCAAUCUGUAUGUAGUUCACUUACACCUGAACAGGCUGAGCUUCGUCAGACCAUGGCUAAGUUCCUUCAGGAGCACCUGGCCCCCAAGGCCCAGGAGAUCGAUCGCAGCAAUGAGUUCAAGAACCUGCGAGUGAGUUGGGAGGUCCGGGCAGUCGGGGGCAGUCAGGGAGUGGGGCUGAGCUGCACUGCUGCCUGGAAGAGCUCACACAGUUUUCUGGAAUUUUGGAAGCAGCUGGGGAACCUGGGCGUAUUGGGCAUCACAGCCCCUGUUCAGUAUGGCGGCUCCGGCCUGGGCUACCUGGAGCAUGUGCUGGUGAUGGAGGAGAUAUCCCGAGCUUCCGGAGCAGUGGGGCUCAGUUACGGUGCCCACUCCAACCUCUGCAUCAACCAGCUUGUACGCAAUGGGAAUGAGGCCCAGAAAGAGAAGUAUCUCCCGAAGCUGAUCAGUGGUGAGUACAUCGGAGCCCUGGCCAUGAGUGAGCCCAAUGCAGGCUCUGAUGUUGUCUCUAUGAAGCUCAAAGCGGAAAAGAAAGGAAAUCACUACAUCCUGAAUGGCAACAAGUUCUGGAUCACUAAUGGCCCUGAUGCUGACGUCCUGAUUGUCUAUGCCAAGACAGAUCUGGCUGCUGUGCCAGCUUCUCGGGGCAUCACAGCCUUCAUUGUGGAGAAGGGUAUGCCUGGCUUUAGCACCUCUAAGAAGCUGGACAAGCUGGGGAUGAGGGGCUCUAACACCUGUGAGCUAAUCUUUGAAGACUGCAAGAUUCCUGCUGCCAACAUCCUGGGCCAUGAGAAUAAGGGUGUCUACGUGCUGAUGAGUGGGCUGGACCUGGAGCGGCUGGUGCUGGCCGGGGGGCCUCUUGGGCUCAUGCAAGCGGUCCUGGACCACACCAUUCCCUACCUGCACGUGAGGGAAGCCUUUGGCCAGAAGAUCGGCCACUUCCAGUUGAUGCAGGGGAAGAUGGCUGACAUGUACACCCGCCUCAUGGCGUGUCGGCAGUAUGUCUACAAUGUCGCCAAGGCCUGCGAUGAGGGCCAUUGCACUGCUAAGGACUGUGCAGGUGUGAUUCUUUACUCAGCUGAGUGUGCCACACAGGUAGCCCUGGACGGCAUUCAGUGUUUUGGUGGCAAUGGCUACAUCAAUGACUUUCCCAUGGGCCGCUUUCUUCGAGAUGCCAAGCUGUAUGAGAUAGGGGCUGGGACCAGCGAGGUGAGGCGGCUGGUCAUCGGCAGAGCCUUCAAUGCAGACUUUCACUAGUCCUGAGACCCUUCGCCCCCUUUUCCUGCACCUAGUGGCCUUUCUUGGGAAGUAGAGAUGUGGCGGCUUUCCCACCCUGCCCACAGCAGGCCCUCCUGCCCAGCUGCUCUUGUCAGCCCUCUGGCCUCUGGAUGAGGUUGAGUUCUCCACAACAGCUCCCAAGCAUCAUGGGCCUCGCAGCCGGGCCUGUGCCACGGCUAGUGUUGUGUGAUUUAAAAUGGACUCAGCAGGAAGCAUAUUGUCUGGGGAUUGUUGGGACAGGUUUUGGUGACUCUGUGCCCUUGCUCUCUAACUUCUGAGCCCACCUCCCAGGGUAGGCACCUGGGGGCAUGCAGGUGCCCACCUCCCAGGGUAGGCACCUGGGGGCAUGCAGGUACCCACCUCUUUCUCUUGGGUGAGGCUCUGGCAAGGAGAUCUCUCUGCUCAAGCACAGCAGAAUCAUGGCCCCUCUCCAUGAAUUGGAACUUGGUACAGGUUAAGUAUCCCUAAUCCUGAAAUCUGAAACACUUGUGGUUCCAAGCAUUUUGGAUAAGGCAAAUUCAACUUUCAGUCUCUUUUCUGGGGGAAAAAAAUAAUAAACCUAGCCUAGCCAGGCGUGGUGGCUCAUGCUUGUAAUCCCAGCACUUCAGGAGGCUGAGAUGGGUGGAUCACCUGAGGUCAGGAGUUCAAGACCAGCCUGGCCAACAUGUGGAAACCUCGCCUCAACUAAAAAUAGAAAAAAAUUAGUUGGGCAUGGUGGUGGGCACCUGUAAUCCCAGCUACUUCAGGAGGCUGAGGCAGGAGAAUUACUUGAACCCAGGAGGCGGACGUUGCAGUGAGCCGAGCUUGUGCCAUUGCACUCCAGCCUGGGCGACAAGAGCAAAACUCUUCAAAAAACAAAACAAAACAAAAAAACCCUGGCCCUUGUUUCUUCCAGUUUCUAGAGGUAUCAGCUCCUAGCAGCUUAUGAACACAUAUGCUUGCUUGGCCAGGCAAGGUGGUGUGUGCCUGUAAUCCCAGCACUUUGGGAGGCCAAGGCAGGUGGAUCACUUGCAGUCAGGAGUUCAAGACCAGCCUGUCCAACGUGGUGAAACCCCAUCUCUACUAAAAAUACAAAAAUUAGCCAGGGGUGGUGGUGCACGUCUGUAAUCCCAGCUACUCAGGAGGCUGAGGCAGGAGAAUCACUUGAACCCGGGAGGUGGAGGUUGCAAUGAGCCAAUAUGACACCGCUGCAGUCCAGCCUGGGCCAUAGAGUGAGACUCUGUCUCAAAAAAGGAAAGAAAAAUAGGCUGGGCACAGUGACUCAUGCCUGUAAUCCCAACACUUUGGGAGGCCGAGGCAGGUGGAUCACGAGGUCAGGAGUUCAAGACCAGCCUGGCCAAGAUGGUAAAACCUCGUCUCUACUAAAAAUACAAAAAUUAGCCAGGUGUGGUGGCAGGCUCCUGUAAUCCCAGCUACUCAGGAGGCUGAGGCAGAGAAUUGCUUGAACCCGGGAGGCAGAGUUUGCAGUGAGCCAAGAUCACACCACUGCACUCCAGCUUGGACGACAGAGCGAGACUCUGUCUCAAAAAAUAAUAGGCCAGGCAUGGUGGCUCAACGUCUGUAAUCCCAGCACUUUGGGAGGCCGAGGCGGGCAGAUCACAAGGUCAGGAGUUCGAGACCAGCCUGACGACCAACAUGGUGAAACCUCGUCUCUACUAAAAAUACAAAAAUUAGCCAGGCCUGGUGGCACGCGCCUGUAAUCCCAGUUACACAGAAGACUGAGGCAGGAGAAUCGCUUGAACGCAGGAGGCAGAGGUUGCAGGAGCUGAGAUCGCGCCAUUGCACUCCAGCCUGGGCAACAGAGUGAGACUCUGUCUCAAAAAAUAAUAAUAAAAUAAAUGAACACACAUGCUGCUGAGUCCGCAGGGGGGGCAGAGCAGAGGACAGCGUGCUUUUGUGUACUGUUGGAAGACUGGCUCCUCCUGUACAGCACCUCUGAGCCCUUGUGCACCGCCCUGCCACGGGCACCAUCCAGUCCUGGCCGUGUGACCACCCACAGCUGACUGGGCAGCAGGCACAGGCCCUACCCGAGCAGGCCGGAGUUGGCUCGCAUGACUCCAGCUGAGGCUGCCUGUGUACAUUUCUCCAGAUACCCUAUGGCUAAUUUUGUUAUAACUGCACAGUGGCUGCUGCCAUUUUGUAUUAAAUAUAUUGUGAAACAAACCUAUCUGGGGAGAAGCAAUCUACUUGCCGCUGCUUCCUGUCUGGAUCCAGCUUGUGUCCUUGGAGAGUGGCUGGCCCAGGUCCUAUUCCUGUCCUCCAGCCCGUUCUUUCAUGAGGGACAGGAAGGUAAAAUCAGCCCUUAGGAGAGAGGUCUCAGCCUCCCUUUCCCAGAUCUCCCAGUGAGUUUUAAAGGAAGCAGGGAGCCCAGAGUGCUAAGUUCUUACAGCCAGAAGGAAGCUUAUAGAUUUCUGAAAACCGCCCCUUUGUUUUUAAAAAGAUCAACACAAUUUGACUUUCUCAAGGUCAAAACGAACUAGAAUCCAGAUCUGCUCAUGGCAAAAAUGGGGGUGUUCUGAGAAUUCCAGCUUUGGGCCGCACUGUACAGCAGUCUGGAUAGAGUGUGAUCUGAGAAGGGAAUGGGUCUGGGUUGUUCCACCCCUUCCGAGUUCCAAAAAGAGGGAACUGGUUUUCUUGGUUCUCAGCCCAGCAGCACCUAUCCUGGCUCUUGGUCCUGGCCUGCAGCCAAGUGCUGUUCCUAGCCUGAGGCUUGAGACAGGUGGGGUUGGCUCCUCACCAACCCCAGUUCCGUCCCAUCCUGAGGGCAAGAUCCUGGGCUCAUAGGCAGUCCCUUUCACUUCCUUGUCUUGCUCCCUGCUAUGUUGGAGAUGAAUGUGACUAAAAGGGCCAUCUUGCUGGCUUAAUGUGUGGCUGGAGAGACCAGCCUGGAGACAAUGUGGCAAAAUGGGGCGCUUCAUCCAGUCUGUCUAAGCCCUGUCGACUUGGGGAGGUGAUUUCUUUCCUGGUUCUAUAUGUGAAGCAAAAUAAAUGUUUUAAAAUUAAAAGCAAAAAAAACAAAAUGAA
Homo sapiens (human) is the source of this 4816-nucleotide messenger RNA. RefSeq names its product isovaleryl-CoA dehydrogenase (gene IVD). NCBI's taxonomy places the organism in Eukaryota, Metazoa, Chordata, Mammalia, Primates, Hominidae. Gene Ontology annotation, biological process: L-leucine catabolic process. Gene Ontology annotation, molecular function: short-chain fatty acyl-CoA dehydrogenase activity; oxidoreductase activity, acting on the CH-CH group of donors; acyl-CoA dehydrogenase activity. Gene Ontology annotation, cellular component: mitochondrial matrix. The transcript has 12 exons. The record is from RefSeq and is a predicted model, not a curated record. The coding region runs from base 461 to 1771 and encodes 436 amino acids.